Calliphora vicina (urban bluebottle blowfly) is the source of this 1821-nucleotide messenger RNA. It is a transcript of the gene Bacc, whose product is annotated as Bacchus. The transcript has 3 exons. The record is from RefSeq and is a predicted model, not a curated record. The coding region runs from base 944 to 1375 and encodes 143 amino acids. NCBI's taxonomy places the organism in Eukaryota, Metazoa, Arthropoda, Insecta, Diptera, Calliphoridae.
CGCCUUCAGUCGAGUACGGACAUCCAACGGGUACACAUCUCGGUGGUGGUUGAAAACACACAACUAACUCAAUUCUUACUACACUGUUUUACUACCUAAACACAAGCGACUACGAGCAAGCAUUCCGUUCGUUCGUUUCGUUCAUUCAUUCAUCUAAACAGAAAAACAAAGAUUGUUUUUACAUGAACACAAUAACAACCACGUUACAAACAAAAAACAAAUAGGUACUCGUCGUACAUCCGACAGAUUGCAAAAUAUCAAGAGUAGAACAUUUUAGUACGUACAUCAUCUAGAUACUCAUUCAGUUCAGAUAGAUAGAUACAUUGUACGUACGUACGGCUGUCUGCUACUUUACUCGACUACCUACUGUAGCAGAUUGUAUUGUGUACUGUAGUAUUAUAAGACUUAUUUUAUUAUUGUACAACUAACUAGCUAACUGAUAGACAAGCGCGGCUAACAACGUGUUGUUAGAGGAAGAGAGAGGCAAAAUACUCCGACAUUUGCUACACAGAUACAGAUACUCACUCACAGAUACUAUGUACUAGCUAAUACUCGUUCGUACACACAACAAUAAUAAUAAUAAAACAAAAAAGUAUUUUAAAACUUAAAUACACACCGCUAACGUAAAAGUUAAACAGUGUGUCUGUGUUGCUCGUUGUGUACGGUUCUCGGUUCGAGAAAGUUAUUAAAAACAAAAAAAAAUUCAAAAUAUUUAUUUAAAGAAAAAUAAUUGCUAAAUUGUAAAAUUUUAUAAAAAAGAAAAUUACAAUUUAUUAAGUGGAAUUUCAAAAAAAUAAAAAUACAUACACCUCUCUAUAUAACAGCCAAAGUUAUAUAAUACAUAUUAUAAAAAUAAAAUAAAAAGAAAUUAAAUAAAAUAAAAUUUAUUUAAUUUUUUUGUAAAUUAUAAACAUCUUUACAAAUACCCACAUACACAUAUAAAAUGUCUGCCGCCACAGAACAACAAAAUAACGGUGAUGUCGCUGUUGAGAAAGUUGCCGCCGAUGCUGUUAAGGAUGAUUUAAAAUCACAGAAAGCUGCCGUAGAAGAUAGCAAACCAGCGGCGGCCGACAAUGGAACAGCGUCAAAGGACGAUGUCCAUGAAGAUGAUGUCGCACCCGUUAAAGAACAUGUGAAAGGAACAAAACGGCCGGCUGAAGGUAAAAAUUCAGAUUCAAAGAAAGCCAAGAAAGAAAAAGCCCACGAUGCUGACUCAGACGAUGAAGAUGUCAUCGAUGAAGAAGGUAAUGAGGGCGAUAGUGAUAUUGAAAGUGACGAAUAUGAUAUCCCCUAUGAUGGAGAAGAAGAUGAUAUUGAAUGUGAAGAUGACGAUGAUGAAAACGAUGAUGGUUCGGGUUCCGACGAUCAGGCGUAAUGAUAAUAUAUUAGUCAAAACCUCUUAAAAUAAUAAUUAAUUCAAACAAAAUAAUGCAAAAAAUUUGAACAUAUACAAAAACUCUAAAUUUAUAAUUAUAAAUUUUUAUGUUAAGAAAUAUUUUUCAUUUCUUAUUUUAAUUUUAAUUGUAUGAAUGUGUAAUUCUAUAUUUUAUUUUUUUAAGAAAGGAAAGUUUUCAUUUGACAAGAUAAAUUUUCUUUUUUCGCUCUAUAUCUUUAAGUCGUCUUUUUUAUAUAUGUUAUUUAAAAAAGUAUAUAUAAUUUAAACACAAAAAAAAAAAUUAAAGAAAAAAUACAAAAAAGUAAACACAAAACCAUUAAUUAAGCAUUAGACGUUAUAUAUGUAGCUAUACAAAAAGAAAAAACAUAAAACAAACAAUAAUACAAGCAAAAAGUAUUUAAAUAAAACAUAAAAAAACACAUUAA